This is a messenger RNA of Knipowitschia caucasica, 918 nucleotides long. Lineage: Eukaryota; Metazoa; Chordata; Actinopteri; Gobiiformes; Gobiidae. The record is from the annotation of a GenBank genome assembly.
AUGCCUGUGGUACCGACCCUGGCCCCUGGAGUGUCCCGGAAACGAAGCGCCAAUCCCGGGGAGAGCGCUGGACACGAGCGGGAGGCGAAGAAAGCGUGCUGGGGCAUCCUGACCAGUCAAGGCUCGUGGGCAGACCGCUCCCCGCUCCAUGAAGCUGCUUCUCAAGGUCGACUUCUCGCUCUGCGCACUCUUCUCAACCAGGGGUAUCCCGCGAACAUUGUGACCAUCGACCAUGUGACGCCUCUUCAUGAAGCCUGUCUGUCGGGACACGUGGCCUGUGUGAGGGCUCUGAUCAACGCUGGAGCAAAUGUGAACGCGACGACCAUAGACGGAGUGACGCCUCUGUUUAACAGCUGUGCGUGUGGAAGCUCAGUUUGUGUCGAGCUGCUGCUGCAAAAUGGAGCUGACCCCAAAACUGCUCUGGCUCAUCACCCGUCCGCCCUGCACGAGGCCUGCAAGAGAGGCAGCCGGGAGUGUGUUGAGUCCCUUCUGUCGCGGGGAGUGGAUCCGGACUAUGAAGUGCCACAUUUAGGGUCCGCCCUCUACAUCAGCUGUUUGCACAAGAACCCAGGCUGCUCCCAGGUUCUACUGCACCGAGGAGCCGAUGUAAACAGAGGGCGAGGAGAGGACACGCCGCUCCAUGCAGCUGUGGCCAGUGACAAUGAGGAGCAGGUUUCUUUGCUGCUGGAUUUUGGAGCCGACGUGAACCGGAGAGACUGUAACAACCUGCGGCCGGUGGAGCUGGCGCCCCCUGGUGGUAGGGCACAGAGGCUGCUGCAGGCUCACAAUGUUUCUCCUCGGUCGCUGUGUGAACUGUGCCGUAUCCACAUCCGAAGUCUGAUUGGUGGAUCCAGGCUCAAGUUCGUCCAACAACUUCCUCUUCCGUCUUUGCUCACGCAGUAUCUCGAGCACACGUAA